Sinocyclocheilus rhinocerous is the source of this 2426-nucleotide messenger RNA. Its product is annotated as dipeptidyl peptidase 9-like. The transcript is spliced from 18 exons. NCBI's taxonomy places the organism in Eukaryota, Metazoa, Chordata, Actinopteri, Cypriniformes, Cyprinidae. The record is from RefSeq and is a predicted model, not a curated record. The coding region runs from base 201 to 2426 and encodes 741 amino acids. Gene Ontology annotation, biological process: proteolysis. Gene Ontology annotation, molecular function: dipeptidyl-peptidase activity; serine-type peptidase activity.
GUUCGUCAGCGCUUCCGGUGUGGCUGAUGAUGUUCGGUUGGUUCUCCUCAGCACUCAUGACUGUUGCUUUGUGCUGUUCUCAUGCUUAUGGACUGUGUUUUUACCAGCAAAUACGUUUAGGAAAUCAGCAGGUCACAGAUGAGAGUUUUCUUUGAGGGUCUACUUGUUGCCAAAUCUUGUUGAGGGUUCUGUGCUGGUUAAUGCAUAGAGGAAAAAGGGUGAAGCUUGAAGACGAAACUGAAGGUAGUUGGAAAAGUUUUGCAGCUGUCAGAAUGACCGCAGUAGAUGACAUCUCAGACAGCACGGAGGUUGUGGAAAUGGACGACGUCCCUUCUCAGUUUUUCGUGGAGAAGCACUCAUGGGAUGGCUUGCGUGACAUCAUUCACGGCAGCCGGAAGUACUCGGGAAUGAUCAUUAACAAGGCGCCCCAUGACUUCCAGUUCGUUCAGAAGCAUGACGAGUCCGGCCCUCACUCGCACCGGCUCUACUACCUUGGAAUGCCAUAUGGGAGCAGAGAAAACUCAUUAUUGUACUCUGAAAUCCCAAAGAAAAUACGGAAAGAAGCCCUCCUGGUGUUAUCAUGGAAACAGAUGUUAGAUCACUUCCAGGCGACUCCGCAUCAUGGUGUAUAUUCCCGUGAGGAGGAGCUUCUCCGUGAGAGGAAGCGUCUGGGGGUCUUUGGCAUCACGUCCUACGACUAUCACACACAAAGCGGCCUUUUCCUCUUCCAAGCAAGCAACAGCCUUUUCUAUUGCCGUGAUGGCGGCCAUAACGGCUUCAUUGGUGCCCCAAUGAAGCCAGUGGAAAUUAAGACUCAGUGCUCAGGGAUUCGCAUGGACCCCAAGAUCUCGCCUGGUGAUCCCAGUUUCAUUGCCUUCAUAAAUAACAACGACCUGUGGGUGACGAAUAUCGAAACUGGAGAGGAGCGACGACUUACUUUCUGUCAUAAAGGAUUGAAUAACGUCAAGGAAGACCCGAAGUCUGCUGGUGUCGCAACCUUUGUGAUCCAGGAGGAGUUUGACCGCUUCACAGGAUACUGGUGGUCUCCAGCUGCUCCUGAAGACGCAGAUGGAGGCAGAACGCUCCAGCUGCUGUAUGAGGAGGUUGACGAGUCAGAAGUAGAGAUUAUUCAUGUGUCCUCACCAGCUUUGGAGGAGCGGAAGGCAGAUGUGUACAGAUAUCCUCGCACCGGAAGUAAGAACCCUCAAAUUAGCCUGAAACUAGCAGAGAUUCAGACCGACCAACAUGGCAAGAUUAUUAGCGCACAAAACAAAGAGCUUGUUCUCCCGUUUACCACGCUCUUUCCUGGGGUUGAGUACAUCGCAAGAGCUGGAUGGACAAGAGACGGCAAAUUUGCUUGGGCGGUGUUGCUAGACCGCAGUCAACAGAAGCUGCAGUUAGUGCUGUUGCCGCCUGCACUCUUCAUAGCCGCGAGCGUGGAUGAUCCGCAGUGGGAGGAGCAUGUGGAAGCCAUGCCUGAGGGAGUCCAGCCCUUCAUCGUCUACGAGGAGCUCACCGACAUCUGGAUCAAUGUCCAUGAUAUCUUCUAUCCCUUCAUUCAAACAACUAAUGACAAGAUCACCUUCCUGUGGGUGAACGAAUCACAAACGGGCUUCUGCCAUUUGUACAGAAUAACCAGCCUCUUACAGCCGGGCUGCCAGCAGUGGACCAGAGAAUACAGUCCUGCAGACGAUGAUUUCAAAUGCCCGAUAGAGGAGGAGGUGACUUUAACGAGUGGAGAGUGGGAAGUCUUGGCCAGACACGGCUCAAAGAUCUGGGUCAACGAAGAAACCAAACUGGUGUAUUUCCAGGGAACGAAAGAUACUCCACUUGAGCACCAUCUGUAUGUUGUGAGCUACGAAUCUCCUGGAGAAACUGUUAGACUUACUAAGCCGGGUUUCUCUCACAGCUGCUCAGUUAGCCAGGUGUGUGUGUGUGUGUGUGCAUGCGAGACACUGUUAAAGGAGACGUCGGAUGUGCAGUUAGUGAAUAACUCUUACAAGGGUGUGAAGUAUCUGCGUCUGAACACGUUGGCGUCUCUGGGUUAUGCUGUGGUGGUCAUUGACGGAAGAGGGUCAUGCCAAAGAGGCCUCAAGUUUGAAGGGGCCCUUAAAAACAAAAUGGGGCAGGUGGAGAUUGAAGAUCAGGUGGAGGGACUUCAGUAUGUAGCAGAGAAUUACAAGUUCAUAGACAUGAGUCGAGUUGCCAUCCAUGGUUGGUCUUAUGGUGGAUUCCUGUCUCUCAUGGGCCUCAUUCACAGGCCAAACAUCUUCAAGGUGGCCAUAGCAGGAGCUCCUGUGACGGUGUGGAUGGCAUACGAUACGGGCUACACCGAACGCUACAUGGACGUGCCUGAAAAUAACCAGCACGGGCAUGAGGCGGAUUCUGCAAGGGGUUCCCAAGCUUUCGCAUGCCAAUGUAUGUAA